Morone saxatilis (striped sea-bass) is the source of this 1856-nucleotide messenger RNA. Its product is annotated as 2-aminoethanethiol dioxygenase-like. Gene Ontology annotation, cellular component: mitochondrion. Gene Ontology annotation, molecular function: oxidoreductase activity, acting on single donors with incorporation of molecular oxygen, incorporation of two atoms of oxygen. Lineage: Eukaryota; Metazoa; Chordata; Actinopteri; Moronidae. The record is from RefSeq and is a predicted model, not a curated record.
GUGAGCGGAGACAAGGAGGCGAGUUGGUGGAAAAUGAGUGGAGGGAGGCUGUUAUCUGAGGGUGAAAUUAUACAUUUGUUUUGAUCAAAGUCGCAAUUAUGUCUUUUUUGAACGUGGACCGAACUGCUCCGGGGGAAAUUUGCUGACACUGGAGGAUUUGCAAAGCAUUUUAAAACGGUUUUAUUUGAAGAGUGCCAGAGACCCACCGAUAUCCGUUAUUUUUUCCGCAGCCAGGAUGCCGCGGGACAACAAAACUCCUCUUAUCCAUAAAAUCGCAAAACAAGCCUAUGCCAUCUUUAAGUCGGCGGCCAACGGGGAUAACAAUGUCGUCGCAGACAAACAGACUGAACUAAUCUCUUUAGUGACUGCGGUCAGGGCUGCCGACCUCAAAAUUGCACCCCGGAAAACCAAACCGAGCUCCGUGGCAGCGGGGCUCCAAACCCCCCCUGUUACCUACAUGCACAUCUGCGAGACUGAGGUGUUCAGCAUGGGGGUUUUCCUGCUGAAGACCGGCGCCUCCAUACCGCUGCACGACCACCCGGGCAUGAACGGGAUGCUAAAGGUUCUCUAUGGGAAGGUGAGUGUUCGCUGUUUUGACAAGCUGGAGGAUAACCUGACUUUCAGCACUGUGCCGCCUCAUUUCGAGCCUCCACUGGCUCCAUUCCAGACGGCCUCCCUGCGGCGCUCCGUGCUCCGCUCAGUCGCUGAGUACUCAGAAAACAGCGGGCCGUGCCUCCUCACUCCUGUACGGGAUAACCUUCAUCAGAUUGACGCAGUGGAGGGGCCGGCUGCGUUCCUGGAUAUCCUGGCACCUCCGUAUAAUCCAGAUGAUGGACGGGACUGUCACUAUUACAAGGUCCUGCAAACUAUGGCAGAGGGGGAAACUGAUGAUAAGAGCAAUGAGGAGCAGCAGGAAGAGGAGAAGGAGCAACAAGAGGAGACAUGGCUGCUAGAAGUCCCUCAACCAGAGGACUUCUGGUGUGGUGGGGAACCCUACCUAGGCCCUGCAGUCUCGAUCUGAAUGAAACCUCUGAUCAGAGGAAGCACACUGCAGUAUAUGACCGUGUUUACAUAGUGUUGUCCAUCUAUACACAAGGGGAAACUGUUAGCCCUGUUCCACAGGGAAAUCAAACAUGAGGGUCAUUAUUACCUGGAAGUCAAAGGGAUUAAGUGCCUUGCUCAAAGGAUGCUACAGCAGGGCAGAAGGUUGUAGAAACAUGAGCUUGACAGAGAAUCAGGACCACUGAACUGCCUUCCACAAACCGCCAAUAACUUUGUACUGAGCAAAGAGUUGACUCAAGGAAUUCACAUUCCUAAUAUUUGUCAGGAUUAUUAGGUUGCCUUGUACACACAUGAAUGUCAUCUGUCAAAUGUUCUGUGAACGCUGGGGUGUCAUUAGGUACUCUUAUGUGAGGCUUGGAAAACCUUGCACACAUUUUUUUCUCACUCUGCGGCAGAGGUUUUCCAUAUUGUAACAUGUCUUAAUGCCAAAGCCUGUAACUCGAGUUGAAUAUUGAAUGUAUACUUAUUAAGAGUGCCAUUUCUAUUGUACACAUUCAUUUCCUUUUCCAAAGUGCACAGACUACAUAAUAUAUACCUUAUUUUUAUUUUAUGUGUUUAAAGGGGAAAAAGAUGAUAUUCAGCUUUUUCUACAUAUUCUAUGAUGUCAUGUCUCCUACUGUAGCUCAAUCUAGAGUCAUAUAGUAUAUAUGAUGCAUCAUAUCAUACUGUAGGUCCAGUGUUUAGGAUUUAGUGGUGUAGUUGCAAAUUCAAACUAUCUAGCUUCACCUUCCCCUUCCAAGUGCGAAGGAGAAUCUACGGUGGCUGCAAAACACAUAAAAAACAGCCCUAUCUAG